UGGCAAUAACAAUAUGGCCGCCAAUUGUUUUUCUGUUGAAUAGAAUUAACGAUAAUUGCUGUAAUUUGGAAAAGCGGAGAAGGGAAAGAAUGUAGAAAAACUAUAAAGUAAUUCAACAGUAGGGAAAGAAUGUAGAAAAACUAUAAAGUAAUUCAACAGUAGCUGCAGAAUUUAACAAAUUAAAGAUGGAAGGAAUACCCACUACAAAAAGAGCCACUACUGGUUCCUUAAAAAGUGAAUCAGAAAUUGAAUUUUUAGUGAACAGAAAAAAGAAUGUUAUUUCUCUGAAAGCCAGAUAUCAUUGGUCACUGUUGCGCAACUCAAUUCGUAUAACAGUGGAUUCCAUCUCAGAAACUGAUUCUAAAGAUGUGGUUGUUACUCAUGGUAUUCAUCAUGUACGUAAAAUGAAUCAUCCCCACUGUGUUCAACAAGUUGCUAUGAUAAACACAAGACAGGAAUACAUAACAACAGAUGGAAGAGGUUUCCGAAUAUUUUUAGAAGAUGGUAGAAGAAAAGCUAACAUUAUUCCUGAAGAAACUAUGGACCGAGUUAUAUAUUCUUCACAAACAGAUCAAUAUGUUGGCUGGCAACACAAAACAGAUCAAUUAUAUUUAAUGGAAAAAGAUGAAUUAGAGAUCAUAUCACAGGUACGAACACCGGAUAAAGUGUUUCUAGCUACAUAUAAUAGUAACACAGGAGAAGUACUAACAGUUGGUCCAAACUUUAUAAUGACUAUAGCAUUUCGUUAUGCUGCACGACAUCUUAUACCUAACAAAACAAUAAAAACAGAGUUUGGUGAAGAUAAUAUGUUUAAUAUGAUGGUAUUAGAAGAUACAGCUAGUCAGUCCCAGAGACUUUACUUAGCUAUAGACAGUGGAGUUGUGGUAUUUAACAUUCAUCAUGGAAAGAUGUUAUUACAUAAAAAAGAUUUACAUGUUCGUUCUAUAACAGCUUUGACAUUCUUUAAUCCUUUGAAGUAUGUGGUUACAGGAGCUCUAGAUGGAUCUAUAAAAGUAUGGGAUGAGAAAUGGCAUAUAGUGAUGGUAUUUGUAGGACAUUGUGAGAAAGUCAAUGCUCUAGCUGUUUAUCCUAAUGGACCAGCUGUAAUAUCAGCUAGUACAGAUCAUACCAUUAGAGUGUGGAAUCUAGAAACAUGUGAUGAAGUUGAUAGAGUAGCUAUAGCUGAACCUGUUGAUGGUUUAGGUACAGAACAACAGUAUAAUAUAUUCUAUACAUUUUCUGGGCGUAAAGUUGAUUUAUGGCAGCUACAACAUUUAUAUAACAUACAUACUGCUAUUGGGCAUCGUGUAAAUAAAGUGAAAAUCACAACUCAUCCAUUUUUUCCUGUAAGAGCUGUAUUAUCAUGUUCUGAUUCUAGUGUUCGUAUUGUUUCACCUGGUAAUGGGAAUGUCAUUACAUCUUUAAUUAUGGAACAGUUUUCAGGUUUAGUUGAUGCUGCUUAUGCUAUAGCAGAAGAGACAUUAUUUACCGUAAUGGGUAAUGGUGAUAUUGUUAAAUCACUUACUAAUACCAAUCCAUGUAAAGUUGUUAAUAGAUGGAAAAAUUUUCAGCCAGGAGAAAUUUGUAACUAUCUACUGGUGUAUGAGUAUAUUGUUGAUGUGAUGGUCGAGGGAGAUAUUUGGGAAGCUAUGAAAAGAGGUGCUACCACUCAAAGUUUAAAAACUUUGUCCCAUCCACCUAAAAACCAGAAUCGCAACAGAACUCUACUACUAGGGGGAAGAAGAGAUGGCUAUAUUUGUGUUUAUAAUUGGCUAACUGGUGAUGUAGAUUUUAAGAUAGAGGCUCAUGGUAGUAAAGGCGUGUUAAAUCUGUUGGCUAAUUCUAAAGAAGAUCAACUUAUAUCGGCUGGAAUGGAUAACGUGAUUAAAAUUUGGAGAUUGUAUCCAUUUGCUGAAGAAGCCUUGACACCAUUAAUGUCAUUUUACUGUGCUCAUACUCCUGCUCAUAUGUCUACCAUUAAGUCUACAUUAUGUGUGACCUUUCAAGAUCCUACUACAGCUACCUUCAGUACAGUGCUUUAUAAUCUCCAGGACAAAAUGUUUGGGAAUGAAACUCAAAAUUUAGAUGCUUUUCACAAUCGGUUUGACCAUAAACCAGACGACGACCAUGUAGAUGUAAUAACUGGACUGACAGUCUGUCGGCGUAUGAAGUUGUUUGCAUCUGCUAGUAUUGAUGGCACUAUUCGUAUCUGGAAUGAAACUAAUACUCUUGUCAGGUUACUGAAGUUAAAUGUAAUACCGUACAGUAUCAGCUUCUAUAAUUCUAAAGGUGAUCUUUUAGUUGGUAUAGGAAGACAUCUGUUUAAAAUACCAUACGAGUCAUAUAUGCCAAGAGCUUACAAAUGUAAGAUGGUGACAAUGAAGUUUUUAGAACAGAAAGCAGAAAAACCAUUAGAAUAUGAUUCUAACUUGAUAAAUAUGAUGAGUAAAAAUGAUGUUAAAAGAUUGAAAAAUUCACGAUCUUCUUUCAAGUUCGAUACAUAUGUUGAUGUAUUAACACCAGAGGAAGAAGAAUCUGUUAAUAAAGAAAAAGCUGAAAAAGAAAAGGCAUUUUCUGUAUUAUUUACGAGAGACGAUGAAUUAAAACAGUUAAAGAAAGGGGAUGUUAAACCCCGUAAAAAAAAAUUUGCUAGCCAACAAACUAAAGAUGAAGCUUUUAAAAAUUAUAUGAAGAUGUUUUAUGAUAAACCAAAAAUUACUUUACCAGAAGAUGAUUUAUUUCCACUAGAUACAGUUAAUGAUAGAUUAGCUGCUUCACCUGAUGGAGAUAAUGAUUCAUACAAACCAGAAGCAGGACCAACAGGAUUCUUCCCUGAUAAUUUACCACCAAAAUCCAUUCUUAAACCCUCAAAACCAUGUGCAAUGCCACAGAGGAUUGUACCGGGAGGUUUUAUACCUAAUUCGGUUCUAGCUAAAAUAUUAUAUCCGACACCUCGUACACCAGACUCGGAUCAAUCUAGUGAAUAUCGACCACCAUCUUUAACAUUAGAUCAGCUACAACAAAUUGGUGAAUUUGGAAUAGAUACAACUGAUAAAAACUCUCCACAUAGAACUGUUAAAUUUCAUCGUAAUGACGAUCAUUCAAAUAGAGUUUUUGACAUGGAAGAUUAUGUGGAAGAUAACCAAUCACAGCGUAGUUCACUACCUAAAACACCCUCACCGACGCCCUCUAAUAAAUCAGAAGAAGAUGCUUUCUGGGGUAAACCUAAGCCUCCACCCGAACAGUUGCCAACCAACAAGUUCCAGGGUUUGUUAAAUCAAACACCAACACCAGAGCCAAAACAAGAAGAGAAAGAAGAAGAAGAAGAAGAAAUUCCUGUCAGAGUUCAAAAAUCACCCCCUAAACCAAUAGCUAAAUUAAUAUCCCGUCCCCCAAUCACCCCCCCUAAACGCCGAGCACCUACUGUUAUACCUACUCCCUCGCCUCCUGCUGUAGUAUCUGUUAGAACUAUCCCAACUCCUGCUUCUCCACGUCCUAUCACACCGCUACCAGAUUUCAUCACUCAGUUUACAGAUACAGAAUGGUUUAAGCAAUAUUUUCCGAGCUGUUCUGACACAACCUGGCCGAAACCUUGGACAGCUGAUGCCUUUGCAUUAUCAUUAUUAAAAGUUUUACGUUCUACAGAAUUUCCUAAUAAAACCGCUAUAUCUGAGGCACUAAUAUUACUCAAUGUACAGGAAGGAUUUUCCGAUUUCACUUGUCAAACAGCAGCUAGAACUAUUAUAUCUGUGUUAAAUGAUAAAAAACAUGUUCCAAUUAGUGCUGUGGAUCUAGAGAAAAACUUUAUUCUAACAGCAAUACGAGCUUUAAACUGUUUGAGUAUCAAAGAUAAAGAUUUUAUAACUGAAUUAAUUAUACAGUAUUUAGAUGGUGACAGAGAAGUCAGAUCCCUGGUUUGUGAUAUUCUCAUAAAUUGUGGUUUACAAGAUUCUCAUCGACAGCUAGAGAAAGAAUUAGAUUCCUGGGAUAUCUGGAAUUUAGAAGAGGAAGAUAGAAAGACGGAUCUACGUGUCAUGUGUCAUCAAUGGCUAGAUAGAUGGAUGACAUCAUAUAAACUACAUAUAGAAGAUACACUAGAAAGAAUGAAGAAAGGACAAAAUAUUCAUGGCAGAAUAACUAAAAGUCAAUUACAGAAACAUCAAACUAAAGCUAAGAAGAAAGGCUCUGCUGUAAGUAUAUUAGAUGACCAGGGUACCGUAACAACUUUACCAGAUGGCACAGAAUUUAUACCACGCCCAUCAGAAGUUGAUAAAACAUCACAACGAUCACCUUCUAGUUCUAGUAGAAGUAUUACAUUAAUGUAUAACAAGUUACCAGAUGGUAAUUUAACUGAGAGUGCCAGUUAUAUUGAUGUUGUUAAUUAUUUCUGUGAGAUGAUGGUAGAGAAAGAAAUAGAAUCUAUAAAACGAGGUCACAGCGCUCACCCAGUCACUAAAACAACUGAAAAAAUACAACAAAAUAAAAACACAGUUCUUGUUUUACCUAGAUUACCAAGGUAUUAA
This is a messenger RNA of Patella vulgata (common limpet), 4523 nucleotides long. Its product is annotated as WD repeat-containing protein 97. The coding region runs from base 186 to 4523 and encodes 1445 amino acids. The transcript is spliced from 30 exons. The record is from RefSeq and is a predicted model, not a curated record. Gene Ontology annotation, molecular function: protein binding. NCBI's taxonomy places the organism in Eukaryota, Metazoa, Mollusca, Gastropoda, Patellidae.